CAAUUAUUUCCAUUCCUUCCCAGGUACAAACACAUUUGGAAAAUCAGUCUAGAUACCACAUACAGCAAAGCCAGAGGCACCAGGUGAAGCAGUACCUGACCCUCGAUACCAAGUUAUCCAGCCAGACGCUCUCCCUGUCCCACUCCCACACAAUCCAGCCUGUGGGAGUCACCUCCAUUUUAAGAAACGGACACAUGCCUCCCGUCAGUGAUACUGGCACACCAGAAAGCCCCGUUACCAAGCUGCUGGCCCUUGGAGGAGAACAUGAAAAUGCGAUGGAAGAGGUGAUCGAAGACAUAAUCAAUAUGGAAUCAAAUUUUAAUGAUGAAGGGAUAGGUUGUUCUGAAACUCCUCUACUAAUGCAAAGAACUCUAUCUAGCAGCAUUUUGGAUAUAUAUAACAGUGACCCGGGAAUGGCACCAGCUAAUAUGGGUCUCACAAAUGCUUCUUGCCCAGCUAAUUUACCAGUAAAAAGGGAACUCACAGAAGCAGAUACACGAGCAAUGGCAAAGGAGAGACAAAAAAAGGAUAACCACAAUCUCA
Messenger RNA from Mesitornis unicolor (brown roatelo), 543 nucleotides. RefSeq names its product transcription factor EC-like. The transcript is spliced from 4 exons. The record is from RefSeq and is a predicted model, not a curated record. The annotation marks the transcript as partial. Gene Ontology annotation, molecular function: RNA polymerase II cis-regulatory region sequence-specific DNA binding; DNA-binding transcription factor activity, RNA polymerase II-specific. Gene Ontology annotation, biological process: regulation of transcription by RNA polymerase II. Gene Ontology annotation, cellular component: nucleus. NCBI's taxonomy places the organism in Eukaryota, Metazoa, Chordata, Aves, Mesitornithiformes, Mesitornithidae.